Molecule: messenger RNA, 654 nt
Organism: Miscanthus lutarioriparius
Lineage: Eukaryota; Viridiplantae; Streptophyta; Magnoliopsida; Poales; Poaceae
Source: the annotation of a GenBank genome assembly
AUGGCGAGGAUAAAGCCCAAGCAAUUGCUAAUUCAAAGCAAGACGAAGAAGGCUCCAUCUCGAAUCAGCUACUCUACUAUCAUCACAUGGAACUUGAUUGUCAUAUUGGUUGUGCUAUCUCUCUAUGCUACCUACAGCCAUUGGCAUCAAAGGUCUGCCCAAGACUUUGAAAUGGAGCUUCAUGAAGCUGAGCUUGCUGUGAGACCGGUGGAUCCAAAAAUGAUAAGUAGACCAAGAUAUGCGGUAAUGAACACUGCAAAGGGUCCAAUUACUAUAGAAAUAUACAAAGAUGCUUCUGCUGGUGUUGUGGAUAGAUUUAUUGACUUGUGCAAGAGUAAUCAUUUCAAAGGAAUGCCAUUUCGGCAUAUCAUAAAAAAUUUUGUAAUUCAAGGUGGUGAUUUUGAUUUUGAUGGAGCUGCCCAAGAAUGGAUAACGAAAGCUAAAGCUAGUGGGAAAAAUGAUCUCAGUCCAAAACAUGAGGCAUUUAUGAUUGGGACUGCAAAGAAUCCUAAUAACAAAGGAUUUGAUUUGUUUAUCACGACCGCUCCAAUUCCUGACUUGAAUGACAAGCUUGUUGUAUUUGGGCGAGUUAUCAAGGGAGAGGACAUCGUUCAGGUGCUUUCUGAAUCUCUUUCUGGGAGCUUUCUUCUGUAA